Nannospalax galili (Upper Galilee mountains blind mole rat) is the source of this 1593-nucleotide messenger RNA. RefSeq names its product immunity related GTPase cinema (gene Irgc). Gene Ontology annotation, molecular function: GTP binding; GTPase activity. Gene Ontology annotation, cellular component: membrane. Lineage: Eukaryota; Metazoa; Chordata; Mammalia; Rodentia; Spalacidae. The record is from RefSeq and is a predicted model, not a curated record.
UGGAACUCAUGAAGGUCCUCCGGCCUCACUCUCCCCAGUGCCAGGAUUACAGGUGAGGAACAGGACACCUUAGUUUUUUGAGGAAGAGAGAGGUGGGGUUCUAGAAGGUCUAUAGUCAUCAUUUUCAUAUCUGUCCAAGGUUGCUAGGUGUGAACGGCUCCUUCUCCUCUGCAGACGCUGUGGGGUCACACUUCCCCUCCAACCAUGGCAACCUCCAAGUUGCCAGCAGUGCCUGAGGAGGAGACCACCAUCCUCAUGGCCAAGGAAGAGCUGGAGGCCUUGUGCUCGGCCUUUGAGUCAGGGGACAUCCCUCAGGCUGCCUCCCGCCUCUGGGAGCUUCUGGCCAACUCUGAAAGCACCCGGCUGGAGGUGGGCAUCACUGGCGAGUCUGGGGCUGGCAAGUCGUCCCAUAACACUUUGCGUGGCGUGGGGGCCGAGGAUCCUGGUGCAGCGCUCACAGGUGUGGUGGAGACCACCAUGCAACCCUCGCCCUACCCACACCCACGGUUUCCUGAUGUGACCCUGUGGGACCUGCCAGGGGCCGGUUCUCCAGGUUGCUCAGCAGACAAAUACCUGAAGCUGGUGGAUUUUGGCCGCUAUGACUUCUUUCUGCUGGUCUCUCCCCACCGCUGUGGGGCUGUGGAGACCCGCCUGGCCGCCGAGAUCCUGCGCCAGGGCAAGAAGUUCUACUUUGUGCGAACCAAGGUGGACCAGGAUCUGGCUGCCACCCGCAGCCAGCAACCCUCGGGCUUUAGCGAGGCCAUCGUCCUGCAGGAGAUUCGAGACCACUGCGUGGAGAGGCUGCGGGCGGCUGGCCUGAGUGAUCCCCGCAUCUUCCUCGUGUCCAACCUGUUCCCGACAGGCUAUGACUUCCCAAUGCUCAUGUCCACCUGGGAGCAUGACCUGCCUGCCCACCGUCGCCAUGCCGUCCUGCUGUCCCUGCCCGACAUCUCGCUGGAGGCUCUGCAGAAGAAAAAGGACAUGUUACAAGAACAAGUGCUGAAGACAGCCCUGGUGUCCGGCGUCAUCCAGGCCCUGCCCGUCCCAGGGCUGGCAGCUGCCUACGAUGAUGCCCUCCUUAUCCGCUCUCUGCGUGGGUACCACCGCAGCUUCGGCCUGGAUGAUGACUUGUUGGCCAAGCUGGCAGAACAGGUGGGCAAGCAGGCAGGUGACCUACGCUCUGUCAUCUGCUCGCCGCUGGCCAACGAGGUCUCCCCAGAGAGGGUCCUGCGUCUCUAUUCCCAGUCCUCGGAUGGUGCCAUGAGGGUGGCCCGUGCCUUUGAGCGAGGCAUCCCUGUGUUCGGUACCCUGGUGGCUGGGGGCAUCAGCUUUGGCACCGUCUACACCAUGCUCCAGGGCUGUCUCAAUGAGAUGGCUGAGGAUGCCCAGCGUGCCCGUAUCAAGGCCCUGGAGGAAAAUGAACCCCAGGUAGAGGUGAGCUUGGAGGCAGCUCGUGACAAUGGUGUGGAGAAGCCAGGAUCCGGGGAGGGAGGUGGCGAGGAAGCCCCCCUCUCCACCCGCAGGAAGAUCGGCCUCCUCCUCAAGUAUAUUCUUGACAUCUGGAAGAGGCAAGACUUGUCAGAAGAGAAAUAA